This is a messenger RNA of Perca flavescens (yellow perch), 1495 nucleotides long. It is a transcript of the gene hdac8, whose product is annotated as histone deacetylase 8. The transcript is spliced from 11 exons. The record is from RefSeq and is a predicted model, not a curated record. Gene Ontology annotation, molecular function: histone deacetylase activity. The coding region runs from base 307 to 1443 and encodes 378 amino acids. Gene Ontology annotation, biological process: heterochromatin formation. NCBI's taxonomy places the organism in Eukaryota, Metazoa, Chordata, Actinopteri, Perciformes, Percidae.
CCGCGCGCGGAACGGUCGUUGGAUUCACAGCUUGUGACCGUUAGGAAGCAGCUCAGCAUAUCCGUCCCAUUCGUUACCAAAAUGUCCGUCUUUCAAACGAGUUAAAAUUGCUCAAAAUACAUGUAUAUAUUUCAACUUUUAUCAUCGUCGUUUAACGUCUAACGGAGUAGUGAACCGACUUUACCGGGGGGAAGGUUGACGGUGUAACACCACACCUGAGAAGAAGACGCCGCUCGCAUCUCUCAUCACAGUGAAUUUCUUUUAGCUCAAUUCUUCGUCAACUAAUUUCUAUUUUAAACCACGUAAAUGAGUCGCAGGGGAGACAGUGAUGAUGACAGCUGCGGUAAACGGAAGGUCGCGUAUGUUUACAGCCCGGAAUACAUCGAGACUUGCGACAGUUUAUCCAAAGUGCCAAACCGGGCGAGUAUGGUCCACUCACUGAUAGAAGCCUAUGGACUCCUUAAACACAUGAGCACCGUUAAACCUCAAGUGGCCACCAUAGAGGACAUGGCCAAGUUCCACACAGACUCUUACCUGGAGCAUCUUCACAAGAUCAGCCAGGAUGGAGACAACGAUGACCCCCAGUCAGUCGACUACGGCUUGGGUUAUGACUGUCCAGUGGUGGAGGGGAUAUAUGACUAUGCAGCAGCAGUAGGGGGCGCUACACUGACAGCAGCCCAGUGUCUGCUGGACCAAAAGUGUGACGUGGCUAUCAACUGGGCAGGAGGGUGGCACCAUGCCAAGAAGGAUGAGGCAUCAGGUUUCUGUUAUGUGAAUGAUGCUGUGUUGGGCAUCCUCAAACUGAGGGAGAAAUACGAGAGGGUCCUCUAUGUAGACGUUGACCUGCAUCAUGGAGAUGGUGUGGAAGAUGCCUUCAGCUUCACAUCCAAAGUCAUGACCGUCUCCCUGCACAAGUUCUCUCCUGGAUUCUUCCCAGGUACGGGUGACCUGUGUGACACGGGGCUGGGUAAAGGCCGUUGGUACGCCGUGAACGUCCCGCUGGAGGACGGCAUCAAGGAUGACCGAUACUACCAGAUUUUUACCAGAGUAAUGCAGGAAGUGCGUGCACAGUUUAACCCGGAGGCGUUGGUCAUGCAGCUAGGUGCCGACACCAUGGCGGGCGACCCCAUGUGCUCCUUUAACAUGACCCCAGUGGGGGUGGGCAAGUGUCUGCAGCAUGUCUUGGAGUGGCAGCUACCUACACUGCUGCUGGGAGGAGGAGGUUAUAACCUGGCUAAUACGGCUCGUUGUUGGACCUACCUGACGGCAGCGGUUCUGGGAAAGACUCUCUCCUCUGAGAUACCAGACCACGAGUUUUUUACAGAGUAUGGACCGGACUACUCGCUGGAGAUAAGCCCAAGCUGUCGACCAGACCGCAACGAUGCCAAACACCUGGACCAGGUCAUCAGCACCAUCAAAGGGAAUUUAAAGAAUGUGGUUUAGGAGUCGGCAGCCUCAGCCUCCUCCACACACACACACACACACACACACACAC